AGAACUCGGCUGGGUGACCAGAAAAAACCUAAGACAAAAGUUUCCAGGAGAGGCAGAGCCUCAUUUUCACAGUGGCCCUGGGCUCAGAGGACUUCCUUCUUCCACCCAUUUCUCUCAGAGACUUCCAAGUUGAAUCCCUGCAUGCCAGCAAGAGGGAAGCUGGCAUUACUGGGAGAGCCUGGAGCAGGCACUGUGAAGGGCCCUGAGCUUAUGGAAGACAUCCCACUCUUGCUGAGUAGUCUGCAGUUACAUACAGGAGUCAAAGUGAUGGGCAGCUGCCCAAGGACCCACUGAGGGUCAGAUUUUUCAACAAGCCCCUGCAGUGGGCCAGGUAUGCAGACACAGGCUCCCAGGAUUCAUGCACCUGUGGGAGCCAUGUUCCCCAAGGAACAGACACUGAGCAUGGAGAGGCUGAAGCUGAGGAUAUGGACGCAGAGAGAGAAGCCUUGGAGUGUAUGGCCUACCCUGAGGUGCAGAGCUUCUGCCGGAAACACGGCUUGACAUUCGAGGUGGUUGAUCUGAGGUGGGGUAUUCGGGACACACAGGCCACUGACCACUUGACCACAGAACUCUGCUUGGAAGAACUUGAUCGCUGUCAGAAAACAUCCAUAGGCCCAGCUUUUGUGGCCCUCCUGGGAGACCAGUAUGGCCCCUGCCCAGUUCCUGCACGGAUUGAGGAGAAGGAGUGGGAUGUACUGAGGGCUCAGCUGACCUCCAGGCCUGAAGAUCUGGAGCUGGUGGCCAGAUAUUUUCGGAGAGACGAUAACACCAUUCCUCCCACUUACAUCCUGCAGCCUCCGGGCUCCAUGGAGGCCCGAGGGCCAGAGGAAGCCACCUUGACCUCUAUCCUAAGAGCUGGAGCCCAGGAGGCCUGGAGGCAAGGCCUCAUCAGCCAGGAGCAAUGGACAUGCUACCAUCGGUCAGUCAUUGAAUGGGAGAUCGAGCAGGGCCUCCUGAGCUCAGCUCGAGGGGACCAGGGAGCCACCAUCUUCCUGAGAGAUGUACAGGACCUUAGUAAACACAUCUUGGAUGAUUGCUCUCUGAAGAUGGUGGACCGGCUGGCAGAUGGCUGCUUGGAUACCAACGCCCAGAGUCUUCUCAGUGGCCUUAAGGGGCGCAUACUGGAUGCUCAGCCUGGAGCCCUGAAGUCCCACUGCCUGCCCUGGACCCGUGACCUGGUCAACCCCAAGAACAAGGCUCAUGCCCGCUACCUGAAAGAGCUAAGUGAGCAGUUUGUGGCCAGGACCAACCAUCAGGUCCUGGAGCAGCUUCGAGAGCUAGAGUUGGCCAGACAGGAGCUGGGCUGGCUCUACCAGGAGAUCCGCCACCACCUCUGGCAGAGCACAGAGUCCACCAGGAUCUUCUGUGGUCACCAGGAGUUCCUGGCCCAGCUGGGGCAGCAGCUCAGACAGGAUGAGAACCGGCCCCAUACUCCCUUGGUUCUCUAUGGACCACCGGGCAUCGGGAAAACAUCCCUAAUGUGCAAGCUAGCUCAGCAGGUACCAAGGCUGCUUGGCCACAAGACAGUGGUCAUCCUGAGGCUGCUGGGGACAUCAAAGAUGAGUCUGGAUGCCCGUAGCCUCCUCCACAGCGUAUCUUUCCAGCUGUGCUUGGCAUAUGGGCUGCCACUACCCCCAACCCAGGUCCUGGAGGCCCAUACCCGGGUGGGCCACUUCUUCCACACCCUCCUCCACACUGUGUCCCAGAGGAACUUCGAGUCCCUCGUUCUGCUCCUGGACUCUGUGGAUGAUCUGGAUUCCACAUGUCAUUCUCAAAGGGUCUCCUGGCUGCCCCUCAAGUGUCCCCCGAGGGUGCACCUCAUCCUCUCUACAUGCUCAGGCCAGCAGGUGCUACACACCCUGCAACAGACCCUCAAGGACCCCUGUGCCUACUGGGAGGUGAAGGCCCUGUCUGGAAGUCAAGGGCAGGAGUUCAUCCAGCUGCUACUGGCUGCAGAAAGGAGGACGCUGAGCCCAGGGCAGAGGGAUGUCCUCUGGGCCAGCCUCCCAGAGUGCGGCCACCCAGGGCGGCUAAGGCUGGCCUUUGAAGAGGCUCGGAAGUGGGCCUCCUUCACUGUUCCCGUGCCCCUGGCCACCACAGCCGAGGAAGCCACACAUCAGCUCUGCAUCCGCCUGGAGGAGACUCACGGGCAGCUGCUGGUGGCUCAUGUGCUGGGCUACAUUGUGUGUUCCAGGUACGGUCUCUCAGAGGCAGAGCUGAAGGAUGUGCUGUCUUUGGAUGAUGAAGUCCUGCAGGCUGUGUACCGGGACUGGACACCUCCUAGUAAGGAGCUGCUGCGUUUCCCACCCCUGCUAUGGGUGCGGCUCCGCCGGGACCUGGGGCACUGCCUGACCAGGAAGCCUGUGGAUGGAUGCAUGCUGCUGGCCAUUGCGCAGAGACAGCUGUCCCAGGUGAUCCAAGUUCGAUACCUGUCUGGGCCUGAGAGAGCCAAGAGGCAUGGUGUGCUAGCUGACUUCUUCUCUGGAGCCUGGAGCCAGGGCACCAAAAAACGUGUUACCCUGCCACUCGUGGGGAAGCCCCUGAACCUGGACCGGAAGGUGGCCCCACAGCCGCUGUGGUUCUCAGGCACAGUGGCCAACAGGAGGAAGCUGACAGAAUUACCCUUCCAUCUGCUGCAUGCAGGCCGCAUGGAGGAGCUGAAGCAGGAAGUGCUGGGGAACAUGAACUGGAUUUGCUGCCGCGGCAUCUCUGGGAGCAUUGAGGAGCUGCUGGAUGACUUUGACAUGUGUGCCCCUCACAUGGACUCUCCUGAGGUUGGUCUGGUCAGAGAAGCUCUCCAGCUGUGCCGCCCUGCUGUGGAGCUCCGGGGCAUGGAGAGGAGCAUCCUGUACACAGAGCUCCUGGCCAGGCUCCUCUUCUUUGCUACAUCGCAUCCGGCGAUCAUCGGGCAGAUGUGCCAACAGGCCCAGAGCUGGUUCCGCACCUGCCCCUACCCAAUGCUGGUGCCUCUGGCAGGGUUCCUCCAGCCGCCAGGUGGGCCUCUUCGUGCCACUCUCACUGGGUGUCACAAAGGCAUCUCCGCGGUAGCAUGGAGCCUGGAGGAGAAGCUUCUGGUGGUGGGUACCCAGGAUGGUGCCGUGGUCGUGUGGGGUGUGGAGGAGCAGCAGGUGGUCCACGCUCUCAUGGGACACACAGCUGAGGUGAGGUGUGUGCGAGUGUUUGCUGAAGGGACUCUCGCCAUCUCUGCGUCAAAGGAUCACACCCUGCGCUUGUGGAGCCUGCUCUCUGGCCAGGAGAAAGUCACCAUUUUGGACAGAGGCUCAUCAGAUUCCACAGAGCCUCAGAGCUGGGACCUCCAUGUGGAUGAGAUAAACAGACUCAUAUACUCAACAUCUGGCACAAAGAUCAGCGUGUGGAAUCUGGAAACUUCAAAGUUGGCUUUCUGCAUGGCAGGAGAUGCCUCUGAUCCCUGGGCCUGUGUGGCUGUGUUGGCUGCCCGGAGCCUGCUGCUUGCUGUGUCCAAGGGUGGCACGGUCAGUGUGUGGAGCUCGGCCACAGGGAAACUGCAGGAGAAACGGCAGUUGGCCUGCAUCACAGGAGAGACACCUACCUGCGCUGUCUCCGUCCAGACGCAGGCAAAGCUGGUCGCCGGCUUCAGCAGCGGUUCUGUGGCUGUGGUCUCCGGCGGAGAAGACAGGCUGCUGGAGAAGCUUCCAGAAGCUGUGGGGCUCCUGGUGGUUUCUGAAGACGAUUCUCUUCUUGCAGCAGGCUUUGGAAGAUCUGUGCGGAUUUUCUUGGCCGACUCACAAGGCUUCCACCAGUUCAUGGCCACGGAUCUGGAGCAUGAAGACGUGGUGGAGACGGCAGUGUGGGGGCCUGAGAACAACCUGAUUAUCACGGGGUCCCGGGAUGCACUCAUCCAGGUGUGGAGUCUGUCGGACCAGGGUACCCUGCUCCAUGUCCUGGAGGGCGUGGGUGCCCCUGCGAGCCUGCUGGUCCGGGGUGGGACUCUUGUGGUGUCUGCAUCCUGGAAGUCUUCAUCCUUCAAGAUCUGGGAUCUCACGUCCAUUCAGAAGCUGUGGUCUCCAGCUCCAUUUUUGGACCGUACCGGCCUCACUGCAGUGUCCCACCACGGCAGCUACGUCUACUUCCCCAAGGUUGGGGACAAAAACAAAGUCACGAUUUGGGACGUGGCAGAAGGCAAGGAGCAGGAUUCCCUGGACACGUCCAAUGAAGUCCGGUGUCUGGAGGUGGCCGAGCAGGCCAAGCUCCUCUUCACGGGCCUGGUUUCGGGGAUCGUGCUUGUGUUCCCCCUGAAUUCCAGACAAGAUGUGCUGUGCAUCCCCCCGCCUGAGGCCCGCAAGGCCGUCAACUGCAUGUCCCUGAGCAAGCGUGAGGACCGACUGGCCAUCGCCUAUGACAACAUCGUUCUGGUGCUGGACAUCAGCCCUGGGGACCCAUGUCCCACCAUCGAGGGCCCCACCUACACCUUUUACACUCAGUUGCCUGAGACCAUAGCUGGCGUGGCUGUGCUGGCUGACUACCGCGUGCUCUAUGGCAUGACGGCUGGUGGCCUCUUCCUGUACGACUGUGCAAGGUCUAAAGUGUUCCCUCUGGAGGCCCAUGGAAGCAGGGUGAGCUGCCUGGACAUCAGCCACGGCGAGCAGCUGGCAGUGAGCGGGGCGGAGGAUGCACUGCUGUGCCUCUGGGACCUGCAAGCGUGCAGGGGGAUACUCGAGAUGAGCUAUGAGGCACCCUCCUGGCUGUCCAGUUUGUCCAUGCUGUGGUCAACCGAAUCAUCCCCACCAGCAAUGGUUUCAUGGCUCCCACAAGCCAUGGCUAUCUCAUCCGAGAGCGCUUUCAGUGCCCCUCAGCCGGAGCUUCCCAGAAAGACCCUCUCAAGAAUUUCAAGAAGGCAGUGUGGCUGGUUAAGACCAGGCAGAGAGAAGAGCAGGCUUCGGCAGAGGCCCCCCAGGUUGCAGGGCCAGCAGCUGCAGCGGGAAAGAAAUCGAAAUCAAAUAAAGGCUCACAGGUCUGCCUUAUACUGUGAAAGCCCACUGAGGCAGGGAAUGCAGGGGCUAGCCUUGACUCAACUGCUUGAAGCAAACUGGCCAUCUCUGCUGGUGCUGUGUAGACCCCAGGCUAACCAUCUCACUAACCAUCUUUCACUUUUCUGUUGAGCUCUCAGACCUGCCCUUAGGUUAGCAGCAGCCCGUAUCUCCCACCCUACCCUAAGAAGUUGCAGCAAAGCCUUGGCUCUGCCUCUGUUGGUCUCAGUGGCACAACUCUUAUCCCUGAGCCAACCACUGACUCUGGAAUGAUCUGCAAUCCCUGGGAGGACCAAGAGCAACCUAGUGGAGGGCCACACACCUGCUUUGUGGCCGAGAGUGAGGGACUGCUGGCAUGUAAUGGGUGUUGUCCUGUCUUGGAUGGCAGUGAGCAUCCAGUAACAGCCCGUAAUCCACACUGCAAAGCCAGCGCUGUCUUGCCAGUCUUUCCUCUCCCACAUGUAAAGCCAGAGGUCUGGAUUAUCAUGCCACGAACUUUUGCCCUUUCAAAGCUGGUGAUUGACACCACAGGCACAGUUAGCCUGUCUGUAGCUCCUGUUCUGAGAUUAAAAAUGGUAUGUAAAAAAUUCAUCUGGGUGGGGUGGUGGCACAGCCUUCAAUCUCAGCACUGAGGAAAUAGAGGAAGGUGGGUUUCUGUGAGAUCAAGGCCAGUCUGGUCUACAGAGUGAGUUUCAGGACAGCCAGAGUUCUGUAGAGAGAUAGGGAUAGGGAUGGCUCAGGGCUUAAGCACCUGUGGACCCACUGUGAGGAUUGGUGUUCACACAACAGAACCCAGGCAUGUACUGGGUAUACACUGUCACUACCUGCAAGUCCAGCCCCAGAAGGUAGGGACAGGCUAUUCUAGUUUCACUCGGCUAUAACAAAAACAUGUGACCAGAAGCAACACAGGGAGCAAAGGGUUCGUUCAGCUUCCUGGGAGGCCACGGGCUGACACUGAGGGAAGUCAGGGCAAGAACUCAAGCAAGAACUGAAGGCAAGACUGCUGGCUGUUGGGCUCAGCAUGACCAGGGAACUCACUGGGCCAAGGACGAAGAACAGAGUCUCAGUCACCAUUCUAUUGCUGUCAGGAGACACCAUGACUACGGCAAUUCAUGUAAAAUAAACAUUCAAUUGGGGGCUGGCCUACAGUUUCAGAGGCUGGUCCAUUGUCAUUAUGACAAGGAGGGUAGUGGUGUGCAUGGCAGGCAUGGUGCUGGAGAAGUAGCUGAGAGCUGUGUCACAAUCUGCAGAUAGGCAGGCAGAGAGACUGGGCCUCACAUGGACUUCUGAAACUCCAAAGCCCACCCCCAUGAUAUACUUCCUCCUGCAAGGUCACAGCUCCUAACCUUUGUAAUCCUUUCAAACAGUGCUUUUCCCUGGUGGCCAGACAUUCAAACAUAUGGUUAUGGAAGCCAUUCUCAUUCAAACCACCACAAGCCAGAACCAUGGAGGAUACUGUUUCUGCCUUUCUCUUAAUCAUUAGCUGAGCUUUUUUAUUCAGCCCCAGAACCACCUGCCCACAGUGGGCUCCCUCCUAUGUCAAUUGACAGUCAAGACAAUGCCCCUUGAACAGGCUCAUAGACCAAUUUGAUCUUAGCAAUCCUUCAAUUGAGACUUUCUUCUCAGGUGACACGAGGCUGUGUGAUGUUGACAGUUAAAGCUAACUAGGUUGCUGAGGAUCCUAGACACAUUGGAGAGCUCUGGGUUUGAUUAAGAAACCCUGUUCAGUGAAUAAGGUGGAAGAGGAGUCAAGGAUGAUUCCUGACUCAACCAAUACAAAUACACAUGCACCCACAUGUGUUCCCCAGACUCCCAGACUCAUGUUACCCAGACUGGCCUCAUACUCCAUGAGUGGCCAAAGUUGCUGGUGCAGUCUUGACCCUCCAGCAUCCACUUCCUGUUAGACGGCAGUCAUGACCUCUAGACCCAGCUGCUUGGCUCAGCUGCCACAGCAGGACAUGCUAACAUCCCCUUGCUUUGCUGCCAGACCCUCUGUCCUGAAGUGGCUCUCUUCUCUAUGCCUAGUGAGCCUGGCUUUUCUGGAGCCUUGCUAUAGUCAGACCUUAGAACUGAGGGCUCUCCUUAACUCCAUGGGACUCUAGACAGACUCAACAAAAGCUGCGCUAGAAAACUUGUAUCUCUGUGUUGGACAUGGAACCCAGGACUUGGAGGCCAGUGUUCUGCUGUGAGCAAUCCCUCCAGCCCCUCACUAGGGGAGUCCAGGAAAGGGCUCUGCUGCUGAGGUACAUUCUAGCUUCAAAAUCAGGCCUUUGAAGAUAUCUCCUUACUUAUUUCCCAAAUAAGGGUUCCAGUGAAUGCUUUGGCAGUUCUGAAAAUGUUAGCAUCAAAUUUCAUUAAUAUAUAUAUAUAUAUAUUGGUUCGAGGCCAGCCUGGUCUAUAGAGCAAGUUCCAGGACAGGCUACACAAAGAAACCCUGUUGGUAUAAUGUGGAAAGGUUACAACUUACCCUUGUUCAUUCAAAUGCUGAUUUCUCUACUUGCUUCAAUCCAGACAUUGCUUUGGGAUGUUUAUUCUAAGCAUCACCUGUCUCAAGUUUGUGUAAACAUGCCACCAUUUGGUCUCUGUAUUUUCAAUAAACCCAGCCAGUGCUGUGCAAUGGAGAGAAUAGGGUAGGAAUCCUGGUCCAGAGGGGAGGAGAGAGAAACGAGUAGGAGGAGUGGAAGAGCAGAGAUUUGCUGGAGAGGACUUAGAAUGAGGGAGAUGAACCAGACCUAAGACAUGACUGAAAGCAAGUAUUUUACCCAUUUACCAAAAAUGGGUAAAAUCUGAAUGGUAGAAAACUAUAUGGCCUGGAGGUUUAGGAUGGAGUAACUAUUGCCCAGCAUUGUGCUCUAGGUUAAUUAAGUAAAUCCUAGUCUCAAUGUGGUGAUUUGGGUAUACAGUUGGUUUAAGAAAAUCAAUAUUAAAUAUUGAUAACCAACAACAAAACCCUGACUUGGAAAAAAAAAGUUGGUCUGGAGUUAUGACUCGGCAGCUAAGAUUCAUACUGCUCUUAUAGGGGACCCAAGUUUGAUUCCUAGUACCCAAUCAGCUGCCUCACAAAGAGCUCAGAGGAUUUCAGUGCCUCUGACCUUUGCAGACACCUAUACUCAGUCUCUUUCUCUCUCUCACACACACAAAACUUCAAUUAAUAAAGAUCAUUCUUUUAAAAAGAUAUUGGCCAAUGAGCUGACUCAGUGAGGGUAAGUAAUAGCACUUGCUGCUCAACCUUGAUGGCCUGAGUUGAAUCCCUGGCACCCAAAGGGUGGAUGGAGAGAACCGACUUCAGAGUUGCUCUCUGACUCCACAUGGUCACCGUGGCAAUCACUAUGAUGAUCACACCUCCCACCAUGCACACAGACACACAAUAAUAAUAAUAAUAAGUUUAAAGAUAAUAUUUUAAGCUGUAAUUUAAAAACAUAUGCUCAGGUACAUUGAACAAUAACUCUUUAGAUUUUUUAAAAAAAGUAAUAGUUUAUUUUUAUUAACUUGUGCUAAUUGUGCAUAUUAAUGGGAACCCACCAGAUAUUUUCAGCAUGCAUGCAACACACACUCAUCAAACCCAGCCUCUUUAUCCACUCUUCCUCUCUGUCCCAAGCUGGGCCUCACAGUUCGAAUCCUUUUAAGUCCAGGGUAUGAGCGUGGGAAUGAGGUCUGCAUCUGAGUUACUUCAUUGAACAUAAUGUCCUUCAGUUCUCUCUAUUUUGUUACAAGUUCCAGUCUUUAAUCUUCUUCUGUAUGGCUGCAUAAUAUUCUACCAUUGAGUGAACCAGAACCGCUUAUUUUGGCCAUCCACUUUGGUGUUGGUGAUUGCUAGUUUAGGACUCUCCCAUCUCCAUUUAACUGAAGGGGCCCUUGAGCAGGGGAAAAGCCUACUUUUUUUGCUAGGACUUUUCUAUGACUCAUGUUUAACCUAUUCAGAAAGGAUGUGAACAUUAUAACGGGGAAAGUUUAGAAGUGAGGCAGGAGGAUCUCUGUGAGCUUGAGGCCAGCUGUAUAGCAAGACCCUGUCUCAAAAUCAAACCAAAACAAAAUAAAAUUCCUGUGUUCAUCUCAA
This is a messenger RNA of Meriones unguiculatus (Mongolian gerbil), 9066 nucleotides long. RefSeq names its product NACHT and WD repeat domain containing 1 (gene Nwd1). Lineage: Eukaryota; Metazoa; Chordata; Mammalia; Rodentia; Muridae. The transcript has 18 exons. The record is from RefSeq and is a predicted model, not a curated record. Gene Ontology annotation, molecular function: protein binding. The coding region runs from base 426 to 5141 and encodes 1571 amino acids.